AUGCUUCACCGUGCUCAACGUACACGCGAAGUCGAUGCUAUCCAGAAGCUCGCCUUCUUUACGAAACAUAUUCAUAUUCAAAUCAAUAAUGCAUAUGAGCAAAUAUUUGCUUUGACACAGAAUCCUCUACAAGUCUAUCGUGGUAAGACAAUGUUAAACGGUGAAUUUGAGAUUCUGAUAAAAAAUAAUUGUGGUGGUUUACUGUCAUGCUCGACGUUUCUAAUAACCAGUGUUGACAAAAAUGUUGCAAUGAAUUUUCUUCGUCGUCGAAUAGCAACUCAUGCGGAAAGAAUAGCGAUCCUCUUUGAAAUACAUGCCGAUCCAAUGAAACAUAAUACAACGAGUCCGUUUGCUUCACUGGACAAUAUCGAUUUGAAUGAAGAAUCAGAAAACGGCAAGAUUUGCUUCACUCUAAGCGUGAUCUUCCGUAUUGAAUCUGUCGAAAAAAUGGAUGAACAAUCGAUGAAUAAUAUGUGGACGGUGAAAUUGAUACUCAUUGAUGAUCAUGAUCGACAUGUACGUCAUCUCAUUGAACCUCUAAGAAAUAACGAUGUACAUGCCAAUCCACUUUUUCACUUGGGUAAGCUACUCAUCGCAAUGGGUGAUUAUGAUCACGCCGAACAAUUCUAUUAUAAAAUACUAGCUGAUACUUCGGUUGUCAAUCGUCCACAUCGACUCAGUCUUAUGCAGAAAGGUCUUGGCAGUAUCUUAAUGUAUAAAGGCGAACACAACAAAGCUAUUGACCACUUACAUGAAGCACUCAAAGUGAGCUUGAGCUAUCUACCCUCUGAUCAUCCUGAUCUUGCAAGUAUCUAUACCAUGAUCGGUAGCUGUUAUUCUCAUAUGACUAAUUAUGCAUUAGCUUUGGACAAUUACAAACGAGCCAUGCUAUUGAUGCAGAAUAAUAUUCAAUCGAUUGAUCAACAAUCUAUCAACGACGUACAUAGCUGUAUUGUCCAUUUCAGUGAGUUACUUGAACAUCAGAAAUGA
This is a messenger RNA of Rotaria sp. Silwood2, 990 nucleotides long. Lineage: Eukaryota; Metazoa; Rotifera; Eurotatoria; Philodinida; Philodinidae. The record is from the annotation of a GenBank genome assembly.